Molecule: messenger RNA, 2166 nt
Organism: Fundulus heteroclitus (mummichog)
Lineage: Eukaryota; Metazoa; Chordata; Actinopteri; Cyprinodontiformes; Fundulidae
Gene: nfkbie
Product: nuclear factor of kappa light polypeptide gene enhancer in B-cells inhibitor, epsilon
Exons: 6
Coding region: 521-1543 (340 amino acids)
Molecular function (GO): protein binding
Source: RefSeq, a predicted model, not a curated record
UUCGCGCGCGCCGGGGAUUCCCCCGCUUGACAAAAACAGCUCGUCCACUUCUCCCCUUUCAUUGCUCAUAUGCUCUCCGCCUCGAGCUCAUACCGUGUUACCGGAUAUCUAGUCAGCAGCACUUUUCGCCUAUCUUCGCUUGUUUUUUUUUUUUUAUUUUGUUUUGUUGUUGUUGUUUUUUUUACUAUUUUCACCGCGUCUGAAAAAACCUGCCAUGCUUUAAUUUUUUCUUUCUUUUUUUUUUUUUUUUUUACAUAGGAAAACAAUCUCUCAGUUCUGAGGGUUUGUUACUGCAAGGGGAAGUACUUUAUAUCGGUUAGUGGCAUGAAACUUAGCGGCUCGUUUCUCUGUUCUUACAAAGGAGCGGUGGCAGCCUGUCCGGGUUUCACCACCGAGCAGCCAGCGGCGACAACACCCGCUAGAAAACUGUAAAUCACCCGCGAAGGAAGGCGGCUGCAGCCGGGGUGGAGUGGAGUGGAGUGGAGGGGGGGGAAACCCAGGGAGGCCACCAGAGUUCACCAUGGCGAGCGACGGCUGUAGCAAGGAGGACCCGCUGGAGGACAGCCGCACGGACUCGGGCAUAGACUCCAUACUGAAGUCGGAGGAGCCCCGGGAACCGAGCGGCGACUUCAGCGGGCCGAGGGACAAGUUCUCCACGGCGGACGAGCGCCUGGACUCAGCCUACACGUCCUCGUCCAUCACGGUGGAGAGUCUGUCGGAGAUCGUGGAGGACUGCAGUCUCUCCAGCGCCAAACACGAGCAAGCAGAGAUCUCUGGACUGUCUGAGCAGGAGAGCUUACUCACAACUAUCACAGAAGAUGGAGACACAAUCCUGCACCUAGCGAUCAUCCAUGAGGAUAUAUUCAUCUCUCAGGAGUUGAUAGACCUGUUCCCAAAAGAAGUCCUCGACAUCCAGAACAAUUUAUAUCAGAGUCCACUGCACCUGGCCACCUACCUGAAUCUGACCGACGUGGUGAAGGGCCUGAUGGAGAAAGGGGCCAGCCUGGAGCUACAGGACCAGGACGGGAACACGCCGCUGCACGUGGCCUGCCAACACGGCCAAACGGACUGCGUGACAGAAAUGACCCGGGACCUUCCUCUGAGCUUUCUGGUGCCAGUCCUGCAGACCCAGAAUUGGAGAGGUCUUGCUUGUAUUCACCUGGCGGCACUGAACAAGCAGCAUCACAUCAUGAAUCUCCUCAUGAAAAAGGGAGCCGAUCUUAACAUCCAGGAAGGAACCGCCGGGAAAACGGCCCUUCACCUCGCCGUCGAGCUGCACGACAUCACGUCGGUGAAGAUGCUGCUCAGCAUGGGCGCCAACGUGGACGCGCCCAUGUUUAACGGCUGCACGCCGCUGCACCUCGCCGUGGGCAGACAGGACGCGCAAAUCGCCGACCUCCUCUGCCAGUUCGGCGCCGACAAGAUGCUGCGAAACAUGGAAGACGAGACAGCGCUGGAUCUGGCCGACGGAAACGAUCAUAUUCUGGCCCUGUUUCCAUUUGAUGACAUUCAGAUCUCUGGAAGGUCGGUGGUGACGUUUUGAACAAACUCACAGCCCAAAACAUGGACUAUAACACGCCUGAAUCCAGCUGGAACUUUUGAUUUAAAAAAAAAAAAAAAAAAAAGAGCAAAAAAUCUAUAUUUUUUAACUAAAUGGUUCAUUAAAUAGUGGGUUUAUGUGUAGUUGACUCUAAUAUCUAGUGAGAAAUGUGCACCAUAUUAAUCUGCUCUUCUGACGGGGAAACGGAGCCAUUCUGCUCAAACUGAACUCCGAUUUACAAAAACAGGAUCAGGAUGUGUUGUUCUGUUUCAAAAUGAGUCCCUCUCUGUUUAUCUAAACCAAAUGUGCCAAACUAUCAACCUAACUGCCCCCCCCCCUCCAAAAAAAAAAACGCUACCUCUUCUACAAAUGGAAAUUGCUUUUGCUGCAUUCAUUUUAAAGCCAAUCUGUAAAUUUCUAAAAGCAUGGCCUUUCUUGUUUCGUGUGUAGAAUGCAAUCGUAAGCAGGCAAUAUUGUGGUUUCCUUUUAAAAUAAUUUUUUUUUUUUUUUUUUUUUUUUUUUCCCAAAACUUAUUGCAUCCCUGCUUAUAGCAACAAAAAACGGAUAGCCAGUAUCGAAAAUGUAAUAUAUUAAAAACAAAAUGCAUCUGAUUGUUUCUUUUUUUU